CAGGCGGGAGGGAGGGGCGCCCGCGCGCCUCGGGCCCGAGAGGAGAGACCGCGGGCUGGGCCGGGCAGAAGUAUUCUAGAAAUCAUGACAACCUCAGGAAAAGAGAACUUCCGAUUGAAGAGCUACAAGAACAAGUCUCUGAAUCCUGAUGAAAUGCGUCGUAGGCGAGAGGAAGAGGGCCUUCAGCUACGGAAGCAGAAAAGGGAGGAACAGUUAUUUAAGCGCAGAAAUGUUGCUACAGCCGAGGAAGAAGCAGAGGAGGAAGUGAUGUCAGAUGGAGGCUUUCAUGAAGCUCAACUGAACAACAUGGAGAUGACUUCUAGUGCCAUCAUCACCUCUGAUAUGAUUGAGAUGAUUUUCUCCAAUAACCCAGAGCAGCAGCUCUCAGCCACUCAGAAAUUCCGGAAGCUACUUUCAAAAGAGCCUAAUCCACCAAUAGAUGAAGUGAUCAGCACACCAGGAGUGGUGGCCAGGUUUGUGGAGUUCCUCAAACGAAAAGAAAAUUGUACAUUACAGUUUGAAGCUGCUUGGGUGCUGACAAACAUUGCCUCUGGAAAUUCCCAUCAGACUCGGAUUGUGAUUCAAGCAGGAGCUGUCCCUAUCUUCAUAGAGCUUCUCAGCUCAGAGUUUGAAGAUGUACAGGAGCAGGCAGUAUGGGCACUUGGCAAUAUUGCUGGAGACAGUACCAUGUGCAGAGACUAUGUGUUGGACUGCCAAAUCCUACCCACUCUAUUGCAAUUACUUUCAAAACAGAACCGUCUCACCAUGACCCGAAAUGCUGUGUGGGCUCUGUCGAACCUCUGCAGAGGGAAGAAUCCUCCUCCAGAGUUUGCCAAGGUUGCACCCUGUCUGAGUGUGCUGUCCUGGCUGCUCUUUGUCAAUGACACAGAUGUGCUAGCUGAUGCCUGCUGGGCCCUGUCAUAUUUGUCUGAUGGACCUAAUGAUAAAAUCCAAGCUGUGAUUGAUGCAGGAGUGUGCAGAAGACUUGUCGAGCUGCUGAUGCACAGUGACUACAAAGUGGUAUCUCCUGCCUUACGAGCAGUCGGGAACAUUGUGACAGGGGAUGAUAUCCAGACCCAGGUAAUUCUGAAUUGCUCAGCUCUGCAGAGUUUAUUGCACUUGCUGAGCAGCCCUAAGGAGUCUAUCAAAAAGGAGGCAUGUUGGACAAUAUCCAACAUUACAGCUGGAAACAGAGCACAGAUCCAGACCGUCAUAGAUGCCCACAUUUUCCCAGCCCUCAUAAAUAUUUUGCAAACAGCUGAAUUUCGGACAAGGAAAGAAGCUGCUUGGGCAAUAACAAAUGCAACAUCUGGAGGCUCUGCUGAACAGAUCAAAUACUUAGUAGAACUGGGAUGUAUCAAACCGCUCUGUGACCUCCUUACAGUAAUGGACUCAAAGAUUGUGCAGGUGGCACUGAAUGGGCUGGAGAACAUCCUGAGGCUCGGAGAGCAGGAAGCCAAGCGUAGUGGCACUGGCAUUAAUCCCUACUGUGCUCUUAUUGAAGAAGCAUAUGGCCUGGAUAAGAUUGAAUUCUUGCAGAGCCAUGAGAACCAGGAUAUCUAUCAGAAGGCCUUUGAUCUGAUUGAGCACUACUUUGGGUCAGAGGACGAGGACAGCAGUAUUGCCCCACAAGUGGAUCUCAGCCAGCAGCAGUACAUCUUCCAGCAGUGUGAGGCUCCCAUGGAGGGCUUCCAGCUCUGAGGUGCCCCAUGCUAUCUGUUCCUCCACCCAGACAGUCCUCAUGUAAAGCCUUGAGUCACCCUUGGAGUGAUUCCGUAACACCUUACUGUCCCCAUCUACCUGAGUUCCCUUCCCAUAUUCUUCCUUGGGUGCCUCCUUGGAUGCCUUUCUGAGCUGCAUUCAAUCCUGACAUAAAAUGUGUCAGAUUAAUUACUUUGCUUUAUGUGCCAGCCUGGGCAUUGGCAUAUGGAACACUUCACAGAUAUUGGAGUAAACUCUGUCCCCUGUAACUACAGCCUCCAGUGGACAUGCUUUCUAGUUACUAGGCACAUUGAACACAACUGAACCUGUCCCGUUACAAAACUGAGCUCCCAAUCUGGACUCCACAGGCCACUUUGGAGAUCUGGACUCGUUCUCAUUCUCUCCUUUCAACCCAAAAAGGACUUGUGAGUAGGUCACUCUUAUCACCUCCCUAAAAGCAACUUUUGUAACUGGCUUCUAAAAUGGAGAAACUACCACACUGC
Molecule: messenger RNA, 2204 nt
Organism: Emys orbicularis (European pond turtle)
Lineage: Eukaryota; Metazoa; Chordata; Testudines; Emydidae
Gene: KPNA1
Product: karyopherin subunit alpha 1
Exons: 14
Coding region: 85-1701 (538 amino acids)
Biological process (GO): NLS-bearing protein import into nucleus; postsynapse to nucleus signaling pathway
Cellular component (GO): cytoplasm; nucleoplasm; nucleus
Molecular function (GO): protein binding; nuclear import signal receptor activity
Source: RefSeq, a predicted model, not a curated record